UAUCGCGCGCAGGAGCUGAGCUAUAACCGACAUCAUGGCGUGGCCCUGCAUCACCAGGGCGUGCUGUAUGGCCCGCUUCUGGAACCAGCUGGACAAGGGGGACAUUUCUGUGCCAUUGGUUUUCACCAGGUACGAUGUCUCGGAGAUGCAGCAUCUUAAGCUGCAGCACCAACAAAAACAGCCGCAUAACCAGGCACAAGCGAGCGCAGUCGCCAUAGAAACGCAACCCAUUCACAGCGACCAGGCGGUAGCGGCUCGUGCGAACUACGGUAUCGCUGCGUCUGGGGAGCGCGCGUGUGGUUCUGUAAUGCGGCAAGACUUUAAGCACUGGAAAGUGCGCCCUGAACCAUCAUGUAAACCUAAGAAUGAAUAUCACACUCCCGAGAUCCCUUUUAAUAACAAGACACAAUAUCAGAAGGAUUUCCAGCCGUGGCCCAUUCCUAAAAGGAGUGACCAUCCUUGGAUUCCCAGACCCAAUCCCUCCAUCUCCAUCGGCGAUGAUCGCGUCCAGGAUAGGUCCAAACACGCGGAGGUUGACAUCGGUGUGGAGAAAUGCGAAAUUGCUGACAAAUUGCAAGAAAAGGAAAUCCUGGGAGGGAGUAAAAAGAAGCAACCUGCAGAGAAGGAGGGUGAAAAGAAAGUUAGCAUCAAAGUGGAGCGAGAAGACGCGGCAGGGGCCAGAGGCAGGGCGGCGCUAGAUGCGCUAAACAGGCAGUUAAAACAGGAAGUUACUGUUGGCAGCUCAUACAAGACGGAGUUCAAAGCCCACAGGGAUGUGAAGCCAGUGAAGCUGAUCCGAGCCAAGUCCCAGUACCUUCCCCCUGAGGAGAAGACCAGCCUGGAGACCAGCUAUAGCGCCACCUACAGGGGAGAGCAGGGCAAACAGCAGCCCAACGACAACAAGGCUGUGGACAGGAGGAGGAUACGCAGCCUGUACAAUGAGCCCUACAAAGGGCUACAAGAGACCAAGGUUAAGAGGUCUAACAGUGCUCCCCGAUCCAAACCCAAAAAGGCUGGCACCACGGUAGCUAGUCAGGGCGGCAAACCUGUCAAGAAGGCCAAAGAGCAGAAGCAGCCGGGCAGCACAGCACUGCGGGGCACCAAGAAGACGACCUCUGAGAACCAGCCCACUGAGUCCAGGCCUGCGGAGGGGGACAAGGAGAAAAAGAGCUUAAUGACGAGGUUCUCCGACCCGGUGAUCAUCAUUCCCAGGGUGCCGUUGGAGGAGAACCAGAAGCACUGGAGGAAAGACCCGAACCACGGAGGAGCGGCGUAG
Salvelinus namaycush (lake trout) is the source of this 1276-nucleotide messenger RNA. RefSeq names its product microtubule-associated protein 6a (gene map6a). Gene Ontology annotation, molecular function: calmodulin binding; microtubule binding. Gene Ontology annotation, cellular component: microtubule; Golgi-associated vesicle; cis-Golgi network. The transcript has 4 exons. NCBI's taxonomy places the organism in Eukaryota, Metazoa, Chordata, Actinopteri, Salmoniformes, Salmonidae. The record is from RefSeq and is a predicted model, not a curated record. Bases 35 to 1276 code for a protein of 413 amino acids. Gene Ontology annotation, biological process: regulation of microtubule cytoskeleton organization; cytoskeleton-dependent intracellular transport; microtubule cytoskeleton organization.